Mycena citricolor is the source of this 334-nucleotide messenger RNA. The record is from the annotation of a GenBank genome assembly. NCBI's taxonomy places the organism in Eukaryota, Fungi, Basidiomycota, Agaricomycetes, Agaricales, Mycenaceae.
UUGGAAUGUUCGACUCGAUGAUGGCAAACGAUUUGAUCCUCCAUGACUCAGGCUCGGUUUUCUAUUUCAACUGCUUCAAUGUCGAGGACACCAACGAUCCUGACGCAGGGCUACUUAAUGGCCAACUGGCCAUCUCCGGUCGCCUGCUGCGCGAAGCCGUAUUUGACCCCGUAGUCAACGAAGUUAUUGAGCUCAUAUCAAACCAACUCUCUACUUCUCCGCGAAUCGACGCUCUACUGCUCGUCGGUGGCUUCGCUGGCAGCGCCUAUCUCAAGACACGGAUUGAAGUCACGUGAUAGCUGUUCAACCUUGAAAAUCCUGCUCAAUGCUCACA